AUAAAUUUGAGCCAUGGCUUCCGGCUCUAGCUGUAGGGCAUGGCAUUGCUUGCUUGCCCUCUUCCUCCUCUCCUCUUCCGCGUAUGGUCAGCUGUCGCCGUCGUUCUACGCGAAGACCUGCCCGACGCUGGAACUCAUUGUGCGCUCCACAGUGACCAAGGCAGUCCUCGUCGAGCGCCGAAUGGGGGCGUCCCUCCUUAGGCUCCACUUCCAUGACUGCUUUGUUCAAGGCUGUGACGGGUCCAUUCUCUUGGAUGACAAGGGUAGCUUCGUGGGCGAGAAGUCCGCCCUUCCUAACGUGAAUUCGGUGCGUGGCUUCGAGGUGAUCGACGAGAUCAAGAAGAACGUGGAGCUGGUCUGCCCUGGCGUCGUCUCCUGCGCCGACAUCAUCGCCCUAGCAGCACGGGACGGCGUGGUUCUGCUAGGCGGGCCCAGCUGGCCUGUGCCGCUUGGCCAGCGGGACUCGACGACGGCCAGCCUGAAUGCGGCGAACAGCGACAUCCCGACGCCUGACUAUAACCUGGAGCAGCUCAUCUCUGCGUUCAACAAGCACCAGCUGAGCCCACGGGACAUGACGGCGCUGUCCGGCGCGCACACCAUCGGCUACUCGCAGUGCCUCAACUUCCGCGACCACAUCUACAACGGCACCAACAUCGACCCGGCGUUCGCCGCACUGCGCAAGCGUACCUGCCCCGCCCAGGCCCCCAACGGCGACACCAACCUGGCGCCGCUCGACGUGCAGACGACGCUCGUCUUCGACAUCGCCUACUACCGCAACCUGGUCACCAAGCGCGGCCUGCUGAACUCCGACCAGGAGCUCUUCAACGGCGGCUCCCAGGACGCGCUGGUGAGCCAGUACGCUACCAACCCGGCGCUCUUCCCGUCUGACUUCGUGACGGCGAUCAUCAAGAUGUCCAAGCUCAGCCCGCCCCCUGGAACCCCCACCCAGAUCAGGCGCAACUGCAGGGUCGUUAACAGCUGAUCAACAUCCAUCUUCGCAUCAUAUAUAUACUAUCCGUCCGUCCUAAGUUAGAUUCACAAAUGAUCUUAUACUAUAAGACGGAGGAAGUACGUGUUACAGUGUUAAGUGCAUGCGCAGCCGUAUGAGUAUAUAAGUACGCAUGAUAUGUAACCAACCAGCUGCAUGCAUGCAGCCAGAAUAA
Triticum dicoccoides is the source of this 1163-nucleotide messenger RNA. Its product is annotated as peroxidase 70-like. The record is from RefSeq and is a predicted model, not a curated record. Gene Ontology annotation, molecular function: heme binding; peroxidase activity. NCBI's taxonomy places the organism in Eukaryota, Viridiplantae, Streptophyta, Magnoliopsida, Poales, Poaceae. The transcript is spliced from 3 exons. Bases 14 to 982 code for a protein of 322 amino acids. Gene Ontology annotation, biological process: hydrogen peroxide catabolic process; response to oxidative stress.